Messenger RNA from Drosophila kikkawai, 4861 nucleotides. It is a transcript of the gene wwk, whose product is annotated as white walker. Lineage: Eukaryota; Metazoa; Arthropoda; Insecta; Diptera; Drosophilidae. The record is from RefSeq and is a predicted model, not a curated record.
GUGAGCGUUACAUUCAACGCGUUUCCAUAUAUAUAGAAGGAAAAAUCACAAAAUUGUUUAAUCGCUGUUCAAACUAAAAAAGAAAAAGAAAAUAGGGCAUUAUUUAUUCCGGGGCCUGAAAGUAUGCUAACGUUAUAUUUACCAUUUCCGUGGAAAAUGUGUUGACGAACCGUGUGUGUGUGUUUGUGUGUGUUGUGACUGUGUUUAACCUAGAUGCAAGAAGCGAUUAUGAAAUAAGAAAACCAUUUGGAAUUUUAUUUAUGCUUUUACAAGCGGCUAAAAGAGAGCUUUUGAGGAGGGCUAUGUAUUUCGUUCUUCCUUUGUCUGUGCGUAGACAUAGUAGUUUUUUUUUUGGGAACGGCCGGGGGUGGUUUCCACCCUUUCCCAGCAACUACAAUAGCAUCUUUUUAGCCGGCAAUCUCUUGACAUUUAUGUAUAUUUACCCUUACUGAUUGUUGAGUUUUUCUUCAGCAUUCUUGUUUUUUGUAGCCUACUUCUUUGGGUCAGUUGAUAAAAUGAUUAAAACUAGACUUUCCCAGUAGGCAAAAGAACGAUGGUAACACGAAACUAUAGCAAAAUGUUUGUAAACGCAUUUUAACUUAUUUCUAAGCCGGGGGCUAGAAAAACAAUUAAAAUAAAGUUUUUAAAAUCGUCAAACCAAAACUGUAAAUCGUAUAAAACAACUAAAAUUAAAAAUAGAGCAAACAGAAUCUGAUAAAGCAUGAGUCAAAGUUUUGAAAAUUUAAUGCACGGCGAAGAAGAAGGUGGCAGAGAUGGUGCUCCUUACUCGGAACGCCAAUCGUCCGACGAUAUACAGGAGUCAACUGCAACAAUAACAACGACAACAGAGACUACAAAUGCCGGCGACGGUGGCGGUGGCGGUGGCGACGAGGAUGAUUUCACCGAUGACAACAAUUUUGAAUCGAAUUUGCGACGUCGCAAAGGCAAAAUAAUAUCCUGUGCCAAGGAAACCAUCGAGAACGCUUCCCGCCAAUUACGCCGCAAAGUGCCCUAUGCCGGUCAUUUGAUGACGCCGCGACGCCUCUGGCUUAAUAAAAUUCCCACACAAUGUGACGUGGUUAUUGAAUUUCCCGAGGAUGCACCCAACGAGGCACUACGCUGGCUGCUGGCACGCAUACGCUCCCAACCACCGGCUGGUCUGGGUCUUUUGGUCCAGGUCAAGGCACACGAGAGCACGCGGAGGAAUGCUUUCUAUGUCAGUGCUCCCGUGAAUGUACUAUUUAGAGCCGCCGAAGAAGCCCGCCUGCCCAAGCGUCUGCGUCCCGAUCUAGGCGGCGCCCUCAGAGAGUUCACCACCCGUGAGAGUCAUUGCUUCCAGCAGCUGCGUGGCGAUGUGGGAAGUACCGUGCUGUUCACCUCUCAGGAGCGCCAGUGGCUAGUGCUGCAGGUCUUGCAAGGUCUGCGUGCUGGCUGCAGUGACAUCGAUGCCCUGCAUGGGCGGGCGGCCGUCGCCGAAGGACAGAGUAUAAUGGCUGCUUGGCAGGAUUCGGGCCUGAUAAUGCAGGUUUUCCCUCUCCACGAGCCCAGUUCGUUGACACAACUUCAGACGCAUUGGGUUAAGCAGAUAUUCGCCCCGCAACCAUUGGAUGACAUUGCUGCCUAUUUUGGCGUUAAGGUGGCCUUAUAUUUUGCCUGGUUGGGACAUUACACCUGCGCUCUGGGCGUUCCAGCUGUUUUUGGCACUAUUCUUUACUGCAUUUUGUGGGGCAAGGGUCAAACGGCUCAGGAUAUGGGCCAUGUACUCUUCUCUCUGUUCAAUGUGGCAUGGGCUUCACUGUAUCUAGAAGCCUGGAAAAGAUAUUCCGUGGAGUUGGCUUUUCGUUGGGGCACUUUAUCAACGCCCCCGGAGCUGCUGGAACCGCCGCGGCCCCUGUAUAAGGGUCCUUUGGUGGAGAACAAUGUUACGGGUCGCCUGGAACCCAAGGAGGCGCCUGCGUGGCAGCGUCGAGCCUUUCGCUACCUUGUUAGCUUUCCCAUCAUAGGAUGCUGUCUGUGUUUGGUUUUUGCUGUGAUGUUUCUCAUGUUGCGAUUCCAGGACUGGUGGGACUCCAAGCUGCCCGAGGAUAGUGUCUUAUGCUGUCUGAGUGUCAUACCCAAGGUUUUGCUGGCAGGAGCCAUUACCCUGAUGGACGAGGCCUACUUUAAGUUGGCCGUUUGGCUCAAUGACAAAGAAAACUAUCGCCUGCAGUCGAAAUAUGAAAAUCAUUUGAUAGCUAAAGUGGCACUUUUCCAGUUCGUCAACUCGUUUUUGUCUCUUUUUUAUAUAGCCUUUUACUUGCGCGACGAGGACAAGCUCAAAGAGCAAUUGGCUGGCCUGCUCAUUUCCCGCCAAAUCAUAGGAAAUCUACGCGAGUCGGCCAUUCCCUAUUUCGUGGAACAGUGGAAGCUGGCCAAACUGAGCUUCAAUAUGUGGGGUGCCCUGAGUCCUACCCAGAAUGUUACUCGCAGCCUGGCGGAAGAGCUGGCCACGGCUGAGGCUGAGCUCAAGGCAGAGGCCAGUGAAACGCCCACAAAGACGCAUCAGCCGGAGUCUACCAGUAACCGUAAUAUUGGCCAGGCUGAAAUCGAAAGCUCGUUGUACAAGUAUGAUGGCACCUUUUCGGACCAUUUGGAGAUGCUGGUGCAGAUGGGCUAUGUGGUGCUCUUUUCGGCCGCCUUUCCUUUGGCUGGAGUUUGUGCUUUGGUCAACAACCUGAUGGAGAUUCGAUCGGAUGCCUUUAAGCUGGCCCACGUACACCAGCGGCCAUUUGGGCAACGAGUGGCCAACAUUGGAACCUGGCAGAACGCUCUUAGCAUCCUGUCGCUUGCCGCUGUCAUUGUGAACUGCGCCCUAAUUGGGCUCUCUGGUCAGGUGUCCAGGCUGUGGCCGGGUUUGACGACAGCGCAGACAAUCAUUCUAAUUGUCACCCUGGAGCAUAUUAUGUUGGGUCUGCGUCAGGCUCUCACCUGGCUCCUGCCAGAGUUGCCUUCCUGGCUGGCAGCGGAAAUCGCCCGCGCCGAGCACUGCCGCCGGGAAAUGCAGUGCAAGGGCACCUCACCGCGACCCACGCCACCCACCCCGCAGUCUACCACAUCGACGCAGGAACAGGAGUGUGGAGUGCCAGCGGAGAGUGGCGCAAAUAGUACCCGGGAUCAGUCCAUGGAAAGUCAGGUGGCUGAGGAUAUGCUGCUCUACGGACAAGAGUUCGGUGGCUAUGGAAGGAACAUCGAGGCAGAUGUCAAUAUUUAUGAGAAUCGCGAUUCAUCACCUGAUUCGCCGCCCUCGCAGACUAGCACUAUACUUAUUAGGCCACUGCAUGAGUCAACGCCACCGCAAGGCGGUGCCUCGCUCACCAGCUUACAUCAGGAUGGUAAUGGCGGUGCUUCCGCCAGCACGCUAGCGCUGAACUCUGCCUCAUAUGCUGCCCGGCUGCAGUCGAUGCAUAUUCAAGAAAUCCCACCAUUCCGAAAGAAAUCCAGCGAUUCCGCUGAUCAUACUGGCAGCAGCACCAGCAGCAGUCCCCAGCGCACAACGAUGCGUCAACUAUCGGCGCAACGGGAGCCCCAGCAGACGAUCCCUGAGAUACCACCGUACAAGACGCGCAAGAUAUCUGCGGAGAGUGCUAUGCAUCUGAAUACGAGCGACAAGCUACACAUAAAGCUUCACGCACCCGAAUGGAUGUCUCGUUUAAAAGUCAACGACAAUGCCAAUCUGCAUAGAAGCAUAGAUUGCAUUGCAAAGGAGCUCGGCAACACCUCAGGCCCCGCCGAUAUUUUAAAGCCAGCUCCAUCAUGGUGCAAUGUGGCCAUGAAAUCGGGCACAACUGGAAUACCACAAGCGCAGCAGCAAAUAGUAGCUUCCUCUUCAUCAUCAUCGGGCGGCGGUGGCAGUGUCUUCAGUCCCAGUGGAGCUACUGGCGGGGGCAUUCCCAGUUCCCAGUCGAGACCCAGUGUCGGUGCCCUGUCCAAUUCCUCAUCCAGUUCAUCUCAAAAGCAGCAGCAAAAGCAGCUUGCCAAGGAGGAGAAAGAGCGUGAAAAGGAAAGGGAGAAGGAAAGAGCCAAGGAAAAGGAAAAAGAAAAAGAAAAAGAAAAAGAAAAAGAAAAAGAAAAGGAAAAGGAAAAGGAGAAGGAGGCACAGGCGGCAGCCACAGCAUCCACAUCAGCGGGAAAUACAGAUGAUGAAGCAAAGGCCGCUGAAUUGGCUGCCAAAAAAUCAAGGCUUAAGCAGAAGCUGGUAAAGAGUGCUCGAUCUGUGGCCAUAUUCUCACUCAAAUUGAAGGAACGAAGACAGCGAGAGGCUGAGAAGGCAGCCACCAUAGCCGUAGAGCAUGCCAAGGCUCUGGCCAAGCUGCCCAUGCCUCAGCCAGUGGGCGGUGAAUUGUCCCUGAUACCCAUCGAGCAACUAAUACAAAUUGAGGACAUUAAGCCUGUACUUAAACCCACAACGACAUCCGGAACGACAGGACCGACAUCUUCAAGUCAAGCCGGAUCUUCUAUGUACCACCCCCAGCAUCAAUAUCCGCCACAGCAGCAGCAGCAGCAGCAGUAUCAGUAUCCGCCUUCACAUGCACAUCCGAACACGGAUAAUUAAGCUUAUAGCACACAACGAUAUCGCACACUUUGUAAAUAGUUUUCGAUACACUCCCCCCCCCACCUCACCCCAUUUUGAAGUUACUGAUGAUCAUAGGUAUAUGAGCAAAUUUGCUGAAUGUGUGUCUUGUCCAGAGUUGGAAGCAACUAAUUUAUAACAUUUUAGAAUAGAAGUAGGCGAAUUAAGUUACUCAAUUGACAAGUGUUGAAUGUGUUUUGUAAAAUAAUUAUGUUCCAAUUUGAGCCAGUUUUGUGUGGAUAAAGUUUAAAA